This is a messenger RNA of Pygocentrus nattereri (red-bellied piranha), 2141 nucleotides long. RefSeq names its product armadillo repeat containing 7 (gene armc7). The coding region runs from base 177 to 764 and encodes 195 amino acids. The transcript is spliced from 4 exons. The record is from RefSeq and is a predicted model, not a curated record. Lineage: Eukaryota; Metazoa; Chordata; Actinopteri; Characiformes; Serrasalmidae.
UACUUGCGAUUGCUUGUUACACAGUUAGCAAACGAGGGCAUAUUUUAGGUUACUGUGCUGUAGAAAAAUAACUUAGCAGCAGAAAUUUAAACAGGAAGUCGUUUGUUCGGUAGCUUUAGUAGCCGCACAGGAGUUUUCUUGGGUGUUAAUUUUCUGCGAGGUUAUUUGUGUGAACUAUGCCAUCUUUUCCAGGAAUGGAUCGAUUCUGUGCAUCCGAAAGGUUUGAAUACCUGCAGGGGUUGGUCACAGAGUUUCAGGACACCGAUAGUGAAGAAGCAAAAGAGCAAAUUCUGGCCAACCUGGCCAACUUUGCAUAUGAUCCUCGAAACAUGGAAGCCUUGCGGAUGCUACAGGUGACUGAUCUCUUCCUGGACAUGCUGACAGAGGAAAAUGAGAACUUUGUGGAGUUUGGAAUUGGUGGCCUGUGUAACCUCAGCAUGGACAGGGAAUGUCGUGAUCAGAUUUUGGAGAGUGGAGGGAUUCCAUUAGUUACAGGAUGCCUGUCAAGCCACAGAGACGAGACUGUUCUCUCUGCCAUCACAACCUUAAUGAAUCUCACCACAGGGGCAUCACGCUCCGAAACCACAGAGAGUGCAGUGGUGCAGUGCAUGCUGCGCUUCUCACUUACACAGAAUCCCCGCCUCAGCAACCUGGCUACAGUCUUCCUGCAGGACUACUGCUUAGAGGAACAGGUGGACAGAGCCAGAGACAUAAUGCAAGGACACAGUCAAUCAGUACUCGGAAUUCCACUGCCAAAAGACUAGGACACCUCCAGUUUGUGCAUGUCAGAUCAGAACUGUCCUGCUUUGUGCUGAAUGCUGGGUGGAUUUGUAAAAAAUGAAAGCACGAAUGGCUCUGGUGACAAUUUAUUCAGCAUUACUGUGUCAAGUGAGUUUGCCCAUAUAAAUGACCAUACCAUUCAUUCGACUGGUUUAACAUAAAAACUAAAGUAGAAUAAAGGCUUUUCGGUAAGUUAACCAAAACAAUAAAAUUGUGAGAAGUCAUGUUAUUGACCGAAAUAACAGUAACUUCCCUUAUAGUAUUAAUAGGGAAAAAUCAAGCAAGUUGUGUGCUUUGAAACAUAUGGAGAAUUAUGUGUAAUGCAGCCAUCUAAGCGUAGGCUCUAUCAUCAGGAAAUUGCAAAGUUCAGUCCCUGGUGAUACUACAGCCAUCUGUAACUGGGAGUCCAAGAGAGCACAGUUGGCCUCAUUCUCUUUGUGUGUGUAGGAUGGCCUACUGUUCCCAUCAUUUAGCUAAAGUAACAGAAUUGGGAGUUAGCAUUCUCCUCAAGGUGCAUUCAGCUGUUCAAUAAUGUUGCAUUAGCGGCAUGAUUUCCACAUAAAGAGAGCCAAGAGUAUACUAAGAUUAUAUUAAUAAAUGAAAGGCAUUUAAAUGUGGACCUCAAAUCCAAACUAGGUCUUGGAUUUUAUAUUAAAUGAUAACUAACUGAACAUUAGACCCUGUUGAGCUUAAUCUUAUACAAAAAACCUUUUCAAUGGAAAAUCAAUAUUGAUGUAAAACAUAAAUCCAGAUUAGGCUUAAUCUGUGUCCAGGAAGCUGAUUUAUAACAUAACUGGUUGGUCAUAGUCAUGACAUUUGAUGCCUAGAUAAGAGGGAAAGUGGAACAUCUAUUUAGAUCUGAAGGGCCAUUGUUACCUCUGAUUAAACCAUAUGCGUUAGUGAAAACUGAAGCUAAAUGACUGAAUUUUUGUGUAUGUUCUAAACCAGUGCUGCCCAAAAUGUAACCAAAUUUGGCUUGCUGUUAACCUAGUCCCAGAGCAAAUAUAUUUUUAUUUAUUACAUUUUUUCUUUUUAAAUUGUAUUUGCGAAGUAUUUCAUUAAUAAAACAUAGUGUAAUUAUUGUUAUUAAAUAUUGUUCAUGUUAAUGUGCAUUUUAAAAAACUCAAUUUAAAGCAUACUUGCCUUCUUUAUGUGUGUCUUGUUUUCUAUUUUUGGCCCCGUGUCCCCCACACUUUGGCCCACCAAGACAAAAAAACUGAGCACACUGUUCUAAACCUUUAAAAGUCACCUGAAAUUAAAUCAUGGUGUUUUAAUUUUAGAUCUAUGGGACAGACAAGUGAUCAUGGGCAUGUUCAAUGUUUAGAAAAAAGAUCAAAAUGAAAUAAAAACAUCUGAAUCUC